AUGGCCGACAUGGACCACCUUUAUAACGGGCCCCACCCACCACCUACCCAAGCCACAACGCCCACCGCCAGCAGCAGAGCAGCCCAGCACCACCACAUCACAUCGAUCGCCAUGCCCGCCACCUUCCCGCCGCCGGCGCCUACCUCUCACGGCGGGUGCAACGGCACCGGCACCCUUCCUCCGCCGAUGUCUUCCAACGAGUCCUUCUCCAACUUCUUCGAGUCCUGGAUCGCCGAGCAGUCCCGCGACCUGGAGGAGCUCCGCACCGCGGCGUCCGCGGAGCCGGCCGCCCCCGAGGCCGACCUCCGGCGCCUCGUCGACCAGGUGCUGGGCCACUACGCGCAGUACUACAACACCAAGGCCGCGGCCGCGGCCGACGACGUGAACAUGAUGUUCACCGCGUCCUGGACCUCCACCACCGAGCACCUCUACCUCUGGUGCGGCGGGUGGCGCCCCACCGCCGCGCUCCAGCUGCUGUACACCAAGUCCGGGAUGCAGCUCCAGCAGCAGCUCCCCGUCUUCCUCGACGGCGGCGGCCUCAAGGACGACCUCAGCGACCUCAGAGCCGCGGAGCUCCAGGCCGCCGACCAGCUGCAGCACCGCACCAUCACGAGGGAGCGCGAGAUUGAGGAAGUCGCCGCGAGCGCACAGGAGGCGCUGACGUCAAAGACGAUGGUGGAGCUCGCGGGCGGCGGCGGGCUGGAGGCUGGGGUGAUGGACCGGGAGAUGCAGACGAAGGCGGAGGGGAUGAGGCGGGUGCUGGAGAUGGCGGACGGGCUGCGGCUCGAGACGAUGCGCGAGGUGGUGGCGCUGCUCCGCCCCGCGCAGGCCGUGCACUUCCUCCUCGCCGCCGCGGAGCUCCACCUCGCCGUGCACGACUUCGGGCGCCGCAAGGACGGGCACGCUGGCAACGCCGCCGCCGCCGCCGCCGCGCCGUCGAAGUGA
This is a messenger RNA of Miscanthus lutarioriparius, 945 nucleotides long. The record is from the annotation of a GenBank genome assembly. Lineage: Eukaryota; Viridiplantae; Streptophyta; Magnoliopsida; Poales; Poaceae.